Messenger RNA from Culex quinquefasciatus (southern house mosquito), 5395 nucleotides. RefSeq names its product protein son of sevenless (gene Sos). Gene Ontology annotation, cellular component: plasma membrane; nucleosome. The transcript is spliced from 15 exons. The record is from RefSeq and is a predicted model, not a curated record. Gene Ontology annotation, biological process: Ras protein signal transduction; positive regulation of GTPase activity. Bases 1103 to 5380 code for a protein of 1425 amino acids. Gene Ontology annotation, molecular function: DNA binding; protein heterodimerization activity; guanyl-nucleotide exchange factor activity. Lineage: Eukaryota; Metazoa; Arthropoda; Insecta; Diptera; Culicidae.
ACAAGAGCAGAAAGGCUGCUGAGAAAAAAAGAAAGAAAAAAAAUUAAAAGAUGGAAGAGAAUUUCGCUCGGUCUCGGACGACGAUGAAAAUGUUGUGUGUUUAGCGUUGAUUCCCACAAAGGCCAGCCACCAGACCAAGACCCAACUCGGGGAACGAAUCGAAAAAAAAGUGUGUGUUGUGGUGAAAAAUUGACGAUUGAUUGUGCUUUUCGCGUUAGCAUUAAACGGCGGAACCCGUCGCGACUCGCAAAGUGGCCACAGUGCGCCGGAAGUGGCCCUCGGGGAGUGCCUCCCUAGACCAGCAGCAACAGCAAGGAGUGUGUGUGUGCGUGCGUGUGUCACUGUCUGAGCUGAGCUCUUCUCGGGAUACAUUUUGGUUUUCUUUCUGGUCGGUUCCGAGAUCUGUGGACGGGGGCAAGUUCCGCGGCAUCGAAUCCGUGGAUCCGUACCAGACCGAGGUCAGUGGCCAGGACGGGCCAUCUUUUUCGAGAAAGGAGCAGCAGGAAAAAAAGCAGGAGGAGUGCUGCGCAGUGAAGAAGAAGGCGAAAAUAUCUGUGUGUAGUGUUUUGGGUUUGUGACCAGGUCGGGGCAGAUCCUCUCCUGUCCGGGGAAGGUGGCCAGGCCAGACCAGCUGGAGGCAAUCAGCUGCUGAAAAUCUGCUGGUGGAAGAUAUUUAUUGUGCGAGUGCGAAAUGGUGAUUCAAGUUGGCUGCUCCAGCAGCUAGGGAAGAGGAGCACACAAGAAGAAGCAAGAACCUGCUGCCACGGAGGGGGGAGACAUCCAAGAGUUGUGAGGGGGGACCAGUGAGAACGAGUGAGUGAGUGAGUGCGUGCGUGUGUGUGCGCACACAGACACACUCACACCUUUCUUGUCCGUGUGUGCCCACAGGGGGGCGCACAGUGAUGGAAAAUUGGAGGAACCGAUCUCCAUUGUCCGGUAGUGUUGCCGCCGUCGUUCCGGAACCGGAACGCAACCAGUAGCCGCAGCAGAUCUCUCCGCACAUCGGCAGCAGGCAGUCCCCUGGACACGACGACGGCAGCAGCCCCGCGGGAUCUUGGAGCGGCCACUGCUGCUGCCUGCCUGCCCUGUUUUGCCCUUUAAUAUGUUCGCUGGCGGCCAACACGUAUCGAUUACGGAUGCGACAGAUUACGACUUCGAGAAGGCGGAAAAUGCAGCCAAAUGGAAAGGUGUUUUCGUAACAUCGCUGAGAAAGGUCCUAGAGCAGCUGCAUCCCUCGUUGCAAGCACGCGAGGAUGCGUUGCUCUACGUCGAAAGCUUGUGCUUGCGCCUGUUGGCGAUGCUGUGCGCCAAACCGCCCCCGCACACGGUUCAGGAUGUCGAAGAUCGGAUUGGUCGCACCUUUCCCACCCCGAUCGACAAGUGGGCCCUGGGCGAGGCGCGCGACAUUAUCGACAAAUCCAAAAAGAAGAAACCGGUGCUUCCGGUUGACCGUGUGCACACCCUGCUGCAAAAGGAGGUGCUGCAGUACAAGAUCGACAGUUCGGUUUCGUUGUUCCUGGUCGCGGUGCUGGAGUACAUUUCGGCGGACAUUCUGAAGCUGGCGGGCAACUAUGUGAAGAACAUUCGCCACAUCGAGAUAUCCCGCGAGGACAUCGAGGUCGCCAUGUGCGCUGACAAGGUACUCAUGGACAUGUUCUACCAAGGGGACAGCUCGAGCUCGAUGGCCCCCAGUCCGCUGCCGCCCACGCCUCGUACCAGUCUCAGCUACGAGGAGGUCGUCAAGGAGCUCAUCCACGACGAGAAGCAGUACCAGCGCGAUCUGCACAUGAUCAUCCGGGUGUUCCGCGAGGAGCUGGUCAAGAUCGUCCGAGAUCCCAAGGAACUGGACUCGAUUUUCUCCAACAUAAUGGAUAUCUACGAGGUAUCCGUGACGCUGCUCGGUUCGCUCGAGGAUGUCAUCGAAAUGUCGCAGGAGCAAACUCCUCCGUGCAUCGGUAGCUGUUUCGAAGAACUAGCGGAAGCGGCCGAAUUUGACGUGUACGCAAAAUACGCGAAAGAUAUCACAUCGGUUCAGGCGAAGGAAGCCUUAGCAAAUUUAUUGGCGAGGCCGGAGGCGAAUUCGCUCAUGUCGGCCGGUCACGGUUUCAGGGAAGCGGUUAAGUUCUAUCUACCAAAACUACUUUUAGGGCCCAUUGGGCAUGCACAGUUGUAUUUAGAUUAUAUUAAAAUUUUACUACAGCUUAGUCCCUUGAAGGAGGACAAAGAGAGCUUCGAGCAAGUGCAGGGUUUGCUGAAACCGCUGCAGUGCGAGCUGCAAAGUAUAUCGUCGUUGCUGCCCAAGGAAUAUUUUGCCAGGGUAAACAGUCGAGCCCGGAGGCAGUCGGCGAUCGAAAAGACCCGCGAUCUGCAAAACAGCGUAGAACACUGGGACAAGGACGUGGGCCAGUGCUGCAACGAGUUCAUCCGGGAGGAUACGCUGGCGAAGCUGAGCUCCGGAAAGCGCCAAACCGAACGGAAAGUGUUUCUGUUCGACGGGCUGCUGGUGCUGUGCAAAACCCGGCGGCAAAUCGUCCCCGGUAACAACUACGACUACCGAUUAAAGGAACGUUUCUUCAUGCGCAAGGUGGAAAUCAUCGAUCGGUCCGACACGGACGAGUUGAAGUACGCGUUCGAAAUCUCGCCACGGGAACCGACCAGCGUCGUGCUGAUCGCCAAAAACGCCCAGCACAAAAACGACUGGAUGGCCGAUCUGGUGAUGCUCAACACCAAAUCCAUGCUGGAGCGCAUUCUAGACAGUAUUCUACUAGACAUCGAGAAGAAACACCCACUGAAGCUACCUACUCCGGAAAUUUACGCGUUUGCCGUGCCCGAUUCGCCCUCCAACAUUGUGCUGGAGGAGCGCGAAGGCACCGGAGUCCCACUCAUCAAAGGCGCAACCCUGACCAAGCUGAUCGAGCGGCUAACCUACCACAUCUACGCCGACCCGAUGUUUGUGCGCACCUUCCUCACUACGUACCGGUCGUUCUGUUCGCCCCGGGAACUGCUGCGGCUGCUCGUGGAGCGGUUCGACAUUCCGGAUCCGACGCUGGUGUACGACAGCGCCGCCGACAAGGACAUCGGCUCCGACCUGGACAAGUUUCACAAAAACUCCCAACGGGAGGACUGGAAGCGCUACAAGAAGGAGUACGUCCAGCCGGUUCAGUUCCGGGUGCUGAACGUGCUGCGACACUGGGUCGACCACCACUUUUACGACUUCGAGCGGGAUUCGGAGCUGCUGGACGAGCUGCUGCGGUUCCUGGAGACCGUGCGGGGCAAAUCCAUGCGGAAGUGGGUGGACUCGGUGUUGAAGAUUGUGCAGAGAAAGAACGAAAGCGAGGACAACCAUCGGCAGAUAACGUUCGCGUUCGGGCACAGCCCGCCGGCGAUCGAGCACCACCUGCCGCUGAGCAGCGAGCACGAGUUCAAUCUGCUGACGCUGCACCCGCUCGAGCUGGCCCGCCAGUUGACGCUGCUGGAGUUUGAAAUGUAUAAAAAUGUGAAGCCAUCGGAACUGGUUGGUUCGGUGUGGACCGGAAAAAAUAAAGAAACUACUAGUCCUAAUUUAUUAAAAAUAAUACACCACACUACAAAUUUUACCCGCUGGAUCGAGAAGUCGAUCCUGGAGGCGGAGAACUUCGAGGAGCGUGUGGCGAUGGCAUCGCGUGCAAUAGAGGUGAUGAUGGUGCUGCAGGAUUUGAACAACUUCAACGGCGUCCUGUCGAUCGUGUCCGCGUUCCAGGGUGCGGCCGUGCACCGGCUCAAGCUGACGCUGGAGGAGAUCUCGAAGAGCUACCAGAAGGUGCUGGCCGAGUGCGGCGAGCUGAACAAUUCGCACUACCGAAAGUACCAGGAGAAGCUGCGUUCAAUAAAUCCACCCUGUGUGCCAUUUUUUGGAAUGUAUUUAACCAAUAUUUUACAUAUAGAGGAAGGGAAUCCAGAUAUUUUACCAAAUACGGAACUAAUAAACUUCUCUAAGAGAAGGCGUGUAGCUGAAAUCACCGGUGAAAUACAGCAAUAUCAAAAUCAACCCUACUGCUUAAAAAUUGAUCCUAUCAUGAGGCAUUUUCUAGAGAAUUUAGAUCCUUUUAAAGGAAUGAGCGUUACGGAGAUCUCAAACUACGUUUACGAGGAGAGUAAGCGAAUAGAGCCGAAAAAUUGUCGUCAGCCGCUCAAAUUCCCCCGCAAAUGGCCCGACAUUCCGUUAAAGUCCCCGGGCAUUAAGCCGUCGUCGCGGCGCAACAACAGCUCCGCCAACUCGUCGAUGACGCUAACCGGAACGUUACCGUUCAGCAAGACCUCGCUGCUGAACAACAACGACACCGGCGGGGAGCAGUCACCGCCGGCCAACUCAUCGUCGUCUUCCGUGCACGACUACUCGAUAUUUGCCCCCGUCAAUAUCCACUCGUCGUCGUCAACGUCCACCAGUUCAUCACAGUACUACCAGCAUCACCACCAGCAACAGCAGCAUCAUUCGUUCUACCAGCAGCAUCACAGCAUCACGCAGGGUUACAACAGCUGUAGGAAGGCCACUUCCUCCUCGGCAACAUCGCCACCGUCGCAGGGUUACAGCUUCUCGCAGUCGGUGGUCAAUCUGGCGUCGGCCUCGGACCAGCAGAUGGCGCCGGAGAUUCCCCGACGGUCCGACAGUAUUAUCCUAACCCACGCGCCGUACAAUCUGAACAACAGCAGUCUGUCCGAGUCGAGUGGAAAUCCGUGCGGCAGCGGUGGCGGAAGUGGCAAGCUCGUGCCCAGUCCACGCAAUCCGUACUCGUCGAUGAGUGCGCUGUCCUCGUCCUCGUCCGGUAUCAGCGUUUCCUCCUACUUUGGCAUUCUGAGCGCAUCGAGCAGUGAUGCGUCUGGUCUGGGAGCCGGAGGCGGAGGCGGAGGCAUGGCCAGCAGCUCAGCUGCAACGAACGCCACCAGUAUAGUGUCGCUAAGCGACGGCCCAACGGCACCGCUUCCCCCCUUGUCGUCCGUUCCACCUCCCAACAACAACAACAACAACCCAACCGGGUCCGGCAACUCGUCCUCAGUUUCGUCGUCGGCCUCGGCCAGCUCGUCGUCGACCGUGGUGGUGUCCUCGACGGCGUACGGUGCCGGAACGCAAUCCAAUCUACCACCACCACCACCAACGCCGUCGUCCGCGGCGUCCGGCGUUGGUGACAUUCCACCUGCGAUAAGUCCCCGUACUGACAAGCCGGCACAUCCGCCUGCGCCGCCACCGUUGCGCAACAAUGGCGGCGGCGGCGGCACCGAGUUUUGCUACAACAUGUCGUCCUCGUCGUCGUCGUUCGGACUACCCAACUGUACAUCACCGCAUGCAACUAGUAGUAGUAGUAGUAGUAGCUUUAGGAAUAAUUCAACCAACCCCUUAAAGUGAGUAUAUUUCUUAUUC